ACUGGUCCGUAGUGUGGAAAUAACAGAAUCCCACCCCAUUUCCAGCAGCUCCUCUUCUCCGAUUCUCCUUCUCUAUAUAAACUCAGUCACUGACUCUGUUUUCUCAGUUCGCCUUCUCCUCCUCCUUCAAUUCCUGCAACAGCCAUACCAAAUCACAGAUCCACUUUGUAUUUAGUUAUGGCUCCAGCAGCAGCUUCAGAUUCAAUAAAGCCCAGAGAUGUUUGCAUUGUUGGUGUUGCACGAACACCUAUGGGUGGUUUUCUCGGUUCUCUGUCAUCCUUAUCUGCCACCAAGCUUGGGUCGAUAGCUAUAGAAGCUGCUCUUAAAAGAGCAAAUGUUGAUCCAUCACUCGUGCAAGAAGUUUUCUUUGGCAACGUUCUUAGUGCAAACCUUGGGCAAGCUCCUGCUCGACAGGCUGCCUUAGGUGCAGGGAUUCCUAACUCAGUCAUCUGUACCACUGUGAACAAAGUCUGUGCAUCGGGGAUGAAAGCCACAAUGCUUGCAGCACAGAGUAUCCAGUUGGGCAUUAAUGAUGUAGUUGUGGCUGGUGGGAUGGAAAGCAUGUCUAACGCUCCUAAGUAUCUAGCAGAAGCAAGGAAGGGGUCUCGGCUAGGCCAUGAUACUCUUGUUGAUGGGAUGCUAAAAGAUGGGUUAUGGGAUGUUUAUAAUGAUUGUGGCAUGGGAAACUGUGCUGAAUCAUGUGCGGAAAAGUAUGCUAUUACAAGGGAGGAGCAGGAUAACUUUGCUAUUCAGAGUUUUGAGCGUGGUAUUGCUGCCCAAGAGGGUGGUGCUUUUACAUGUGAAAUUAUUCCGGUUGAAGUUUCUGGUGGAAGGGGAAAGCCUUCAACCAUUGUUGAUAAGGAUGAAGGUUUGGGGAAGUUUGACCCUGUAAAAUUGAGGAAGCUGAGACCUAGUUUCAAGGAGAAUGGGGGCACUGUCACUGCUGGCAAUGCCUCUAGCAUAAGUGAUGGUGCUGCUGCUUUAGUUCUAGUCAGUGGUGAGAAGGCACUGAAGCUAGGACUUCAAGUGAUUGCAAAGAUCACUGGAUAUGCUGAUGCUGCUCGGGAACCAGAAUUUUUCACUACAGCUCCUGCCCUUGCAAUUCCAAAAGCCAUUUCACAUGCUGGCUUGGAUGCUUCUCAAAUUGAUUAUUAUGAAAUAAAUGAAGCCUUUGCUGUUGUAGCUCUUGCAAACCAGAAACUUCUCAACCUUAAUCCAGAAAAGGUUAAUGUGAAUGGUGGAGCUGUCUCCUUGGGUCAUCCUCUGGGUUGCAGUGGAGCUCGUAUCUUGGUUACUCUCUUGGGGGUAUUGAAGCAGAAAAAUGGGAAAUAUGGUGUUGGGGGUGUUUGCAAUGGAGGAGGAGGUGCAUCCGCACUAGUUAUUGAGCUUGUCUGAGCCUUUUUAUGUUCAGGUAGGAGUGACAUUGAAACUAUCUUUUGGAGGAUAGAAAAAUGCUGUCAGCAAAGUCCAAUGUUGUGCAAUUCUCUCUCUCCCUCUUUUCUCCCUUCGUAACUUCUUUGUUUUCCAAAUAAAUUGUAUUCUUCAUUUUAAUUCUCAGAAGAAAAUGAAUGUAUUUUCAGUGCUGUUCAUCGUCACCAUUUACCAAAAACCUAUUGGUUGCAAUUGUAGAGCAAUGUUAACUGUAGAGUCAAACUCCAUUAUUGACUUGGUUUGGAGGCAAUUUCAAUUCUGAGUAGAAAUAAUCAAAUGCUAAGCAGCAAAUGCUACAGAGUUGAGCAGCGAACUUUUUAUAUAAAUUUAAUUGAUUCAA
Molecule: messenger RNA, 1771 nt
Organism: Rubroshorea leprosula
Lineage: Eukaryota; Viridiplantae; Streptophyta; Magnoliopsida; Malvales; Dipterocarpaceae
Source: the annotation of a GenBank genome assembly